Arabis nemorensis is the source of this 183-nucleotide messenger RNA. Lineage: Eukaryota; Viridiplantae; Streptophyta; Magnoliopsida; Brassicales; Brassicaceae. The record is from the annotation of a GenBank genome assembly.
AUGGAUCAGGAGGCAGGUGAAACAGCGAGGGAUUCUCUAGAGCUUGUGUUUCGCAUGUCGAACAUAUUAGAGACAGGUCUGGAUCGACAUACUUUGUCUGUUCUCAUAGCUCUUUGUGAUCUUGGUCUUAACCCUGAGGCUUUAGCUGCUCUUGUCAAGGAGCUUCGUAGAGAUUCUGCUUAA